This is a messenger RNA of Dentiscutata erythropus, 239 nucleotides long. The record is from the annotation of a GenBank genome assembly. Lineage: Eukaryota; Fungi; Glomeromycota; Glomeromycetes; Diversisporales; Gigasporaceae.
AUGUCUAACUUUUUUUUACAAGAACCUGAUUAUUCAUGUGAAGAACUUGAUAAUUCUUUACAAGAAUUUAAUGAUUUCUCAAAUAAUUCAUCACAAGAAUUUUCACAAGAACUUAAUUUUUUACAAGAGUUUAAUAACUCUUUACAAGAAUCUAAUAACUCUUUACAAGAACUUGACAUACAAAAAUCUAAUAAUUAUCUGCAAGAACUUGGUGAUUAUCCUAAGGAUCCUAUCAUUUU